AUAAAUCAGGACAAAAAGUUUCCACUAUUAAUUGUAAUAGGAAAAAAAACAUAGCUAAGUCGACAUCAGUUUCCAGUCGCCGUUGCCACCGCCCGGAUAAUGAGUAACCGGGAAGUCCACUUGAGGCUCUGCAGCCUAAUCCGCGAUUCACUGUGUCCAUAUGCUGAGCUUUUGCCUACUUCCUUUACCAAAGAAAAUGUGAAGGACCUGUUGAUCGCCCUCUCUCGAGUUUGCUCACAAAUCAAGCUGUGGAAGUUGGAUUUCCCAUCCGAUUCUGACUCCGACUCAGAUGUUGCCGGAGGUUCUCCUGGCGUUAUGGAUUGUAGUGUUAUCCACCGCUCGGAUACUGAGAUCCAUCCCUGUUUAUCUAAGGCCAUCAGCGUCUUGAUGGAGUUGCUGGAUAUUGAAAAUUCAUACGUACAACACUUAGUGGGUAACAUUUUGGUGGAAACUUCUAAUUUCUUAGUUGCAUCUGGAAGUAGCUGGUUUGAACUUAAGCAGUUAUUUUCUCUCUUGGAUAUGUCAAUUUUUAGUUCUACUUCAUCUUCUACUGGAUGUAUAAUGGUGGAGGUAAAUCCAUCAACCUCUGUUUCACCCGUUAAACUCCACCAUAAAAGUAACAAUUGGGUAUCAAUAGCUGUCAUCACUCAAGUUUUAAGAAGGAUAGUGAAGAAUGCAAAACGAGACGCUGAUGAUCACAUUUUGAAGUUGUGCUUCGAGGCCACAAACUCUUUAAUAUCAAAUGUGCCAUGGGAUUUGUUGCAUGAGAUUUUUGUCAGUCAAACGAACAAGUCUUUGGGAGACCUCAAUGCUGAUGGUUUGUUUCAAUGCCAAGAUGCAAAACCAAAACCAGCAAUUUUGUUUCUUGGAAGUUUCAUUCAGUUGUUGUGUUCAUUGGCCGAGAUGAUAAGCCUGCCGCUAGAAGCCAUUACUGAUGAUUUGCAUAAGCACACAGUUAUUAGUGAGAUCAGAAGCAUCCUUCCUAGGCUCCUAGGUUUGUGCCAUGGGAAUUUUCAGAACUUUGGAAGUGUUUAUAUCUCUAAAUAUUACAAGCACAAGUUUCUGGUAUGAUAUGUUUCGAACUAAUCUAAGGGCUGCUUUUGGAAUUCAAGAAGCAAUAGGCAAAGGGGGAUACUAAUGAUCAGGCUCAGUUCUGGAGUCCAGUUGGAUGGUUCUGUUCUUCAUUCAUGGCUGAAUCUCAUCCACCUUUACUUUCAAGACAUCUUAUGCCUACCAAUAGCUGGAGUGGAGUCUGAUCUAGAUAAAUGUCUUGAGGGCUCACCAUUUUGGGAAAAUACUUAUGAUGCAGAAAAAGAGAACAUGACAUCCAGACAUUUGCAAAGGCUGGCUAUUUUUCUUUUUCUAAGAUGUUCCUUUUGCAUGGUCAAUAUGGAGAGAAGUGGACAAAACCGUGCAUUUAUUGACCACGAUUGUCACUCUGCUGUUAAUCUGAAAUCAGAUUUAAGCAAAGGUUUGAAAGAGAUCCAUGAGUGGCUCCAACUUGUUUCUAAUGAUGAUGCUUUUUUGCACCACAAGAAAUGUGCUGAAUGUAUUUUAAGCUUUCAGUUGUGCUUCCUUCAGCUUUAUAUGCAUGAGGAUGAUAUUCUGUUUCAGAUGCUCCUGCAACUGCUUUGUAUUUCCCCACUCUCUGAGGAAUGGUUUGUUAAAGAAGGAAUGCCAUCAGCAGAUGUUAAAAUGGCUUCCAUUGUUUCAGACCUUUUUAACCCUAUAUGUGUAUUUCACCAUUUUCUAGCAGAGAUUAGCUAUGAUCAUCAAGUUCUUCUGGAUUAUCUUAUCUCAAAAGAUACAGGAGCCAGUUCUGCUGAAUAUCUCUUAAGGUGCUUGCGCAUGGUAUUUCAGUCUUGGAGCUUAUUUCAAACUUUCCCAUGGAGCAUAAAAAAUGAAAUUCAAUUAUGUCAAAAGAGAAGAAAAACAUCAGUAGAUCGUCCGAGUUUUUCAGGGGAGUUGUCCACAUCAGUGAAUGAUGGGAUUUGUUUUCCAUUUGAACUAGAUCACCAGAUGAGAGGAAAACAUUAUGGUGCUGUUGCUGACAGAACUGAGAGAGUUCCUUUCGAGUGUGCUAGUAGUUGUUUAUUGGAACUGAAAGCAUCUAUUGAAAGCCUUCAUCAAAAGAAUCUUUUUCCAUAUAACCCGCAAGUGUUGUUACAGCGAUUGUCGAGAUUUCAGGAGCUCUACCAAAAGCAUUAGUCUGACAUGAUACAACAACCUCUUGAAAUUAAAACAAUGAGGGUACGAUACUAGUGUUUUUCAUCUCAAAUAGCAGUGGUGGCAGCUGCAGUAGCAGUUAUUUCAAGCAAACAAGAGCAAAGCUCCUGUGGUUUUGUGAGCAUGACC
This is a messenger RNA of Cuscuta epithymum, 2355 nucleotides long. NCBI's taxonomy places the organism in Eukaryota, Viridiplantae, Streptophyta, Magnoliopsida, Solanales, Convolvulaceae. The record is from the annotation of a GenBank genome assembly.